This is a messenger RNA of Echinococcus granulosus, 1899 nucleotides long. RefSeq names its product Ubiquitin hydrolase. The record is from RefSeq and is a predicted model, not a curated record. Gene Ontology annotation, molecular function: cysteine-type deubiquitinase activity. The transcript is spliced from 12 exons. Bases 1 to 1899 code for a protein of 632 amino acids. NCBI's taxonomy places the organism in Eukaryota, Metazoa, Platyhelminthes, Cestoda, Cyclophyllidea, Taeniidae. Gene Ontology annotation, biological process: protein deubiquitination.
AUGGGAGAAUGUAAUGCCAGCUGCGACUCAGACAAUCACUCGUCGCUUCCACCUCGUUCGACUAAAAAAAGAGGCUUUGGUAAUUCACUGAAGAAGCUCCUGGCUAGCGCUCUACGUUGUCAAGUUGAAUGGUAUACGACUCCGGACCUUUAUCGCACGAGUCGUGAUAUGUUUCCUGAAAAGGAGGACGUGGAUAGGGGUGGCGAGAAUGCUCCUCAAAAGGCCCUUAAAAAUACUCCUUGUAAUGGGGCCGCGGAGUCGCCUGAAAUUUCCUCUCACAAAAGACCUGCGCAGUCAGAUUUAAGUCCAAAAUUAAGUACUCCAUCGGGCUUAGAAAAUCUUGGAAACACGUGUUACCUCAACGCCAUUUUGCAGUGUUUAAGGUCUACAGAACUCGUACGUGACUAUUGUGACAACACUGAUAAUGUCCUCUGCAAACAACUUGGGUCUAACUGUGACCUGUUCCGAACUUUUGCCGGUUUGAUAAGGAAAAUGGAGUCGGUUACCAAUGGUAGCAUUGGGUCAAACACGAUACUGAAGUUCAAAAACGCUUUUACGAGGUUCGUCCCCUGCUACGGCGGAAAUCUGCAACAGGACGCCUUAGAAUUCUUUACUUACUUGCUGGACGGACUACAUGAGGAGAUAAAGGAGCGUCCACAAACUCCUGUCCUUGAUGAAUCCACUCUUCCAAGGCCGGUCUCGACUGCAGUAUCACCAUCGCCGUCCAUUGUACCAACCAAAUGUAUGCGACGCUGCAAGCUGCGGAUGGGUGGACUUAAACACAGCGAGAGCAGUGGCAAACUGACUGCGGCCAGUGAAGGGGAUGUAGAAAUAGGUUUUGACAGCGGUGAUUUGGACUGGGCCAAGCCCUCGAUCCGAAAGUGGUUGAGGGCACGUCGACCAAAGGUACGCGCAGUAUCAAUCCGUCGUAAUGAGAGCAUCCUCCUUGAUGACAUCUGUCAGCCUGGUCUGGGCUCCGCUGAAACAACUGCCACAGAAAAGAGCUUUCUAAAAGACACCUUUGUGGGUCAUCUCCAAACUCAGGUACGAUGUCUCCAGUGCAAUAACGUCACCACACGCGAUGAGCUCUUCUGGAAUCUGGCACUAUGUGUUCCCGAGGUAUCUUCGGAUAAGGAGAGCAAAGAUAAGGCACAACAUCGGAUAUCCUCCUCUUCAUCAGCAGUCGACAUGAGCGUGAGCCUCGACGACUGCUUAUGCGCCUUUACAAAGGCAGAAGUCCUCGAUGACCUAGAUAAACUCGAUAUGGCUCCUUACUACGUUAAUGAACAAGCUAACGUGUGCGUGCGUGCGUGCGUUCGAAAUAUUGGCAUCAUGCCAAUCACAACUGAGCUUUUGGUUACUGCUUUCAUGUCCCUUCCCAUCUCUUCACUUUUCCGUGAUCUCUGUUCUACAGAGAAGCACGUAGCUGCAGUGCCAGAAAGGGCAUCAACGCUACCCAAGUGUACUAACUCUUCAGCCAGUCAACAGCCAGUGGACUCUGCUGCUGUAAAUGAUGUCACUUCCAAUUCCUCAACCACGCCAUCUACAUCGAAGGCGGACGUCACGUCUGCUUCGGGCUCGACGAACUAUCGUCUCUAUGCAGUAGUCUACCAUCAGGGUGGGACAGAGCACGGACACUACACCGCUCGGUGUCAUCUGCCCUCUCCUGAUCCGAGCACCAUACCACACUCCUGGUUCCUUUUUGAUGAUGAAAACGUCUCACACGUCCCUAAUUCCAAAGAUGUUAUUCAGUCGACGGCUUAUAUCCUCUUCUACGAAAGAAUUGACGAAAAGGUCGACGGUGCUGCCCCCUCGAAGCCGAUGCAAGACGCGGUGUCAUUAGCCUCAGAGACAGCUCCGGUGAAAGUGACCAUUAAUGAUGAUGAAGAUGCAAUCUAG